Chaetomium globosum CBS 148.51 is the source of this 351-nucleotide messenger RNA. RefSeq lists its product as uncharacterized. Bases 1 to 351 code for a protein of 116 amino acids. The record is from RefSeq and is a predicted model, not a curated record. NCBI's taxonomy places the organism in Eukaryota, Fungi, Ascomycota, Sordariomycetes, Sordariales, Chaetomiaceae. The transcript has 2 exons.
AUGCCCGAACUGCAAAACUCGCCCAUGUCGUGCUCACGAUUGCUUCGGUCCCCCCGGUUACUGGCGGAGGCGCCGACUACUUUGAUGCAACGGUGGCGCCGGCACAUUUCAGGCUGUAUUAUCUGCUGUAACCACAUCGAGGAAGCCUGUCGAAGACGUGCCAACCCGCGCUCCGCCGGUCCGGAUGGUGAAACCCGGCCAGGGUUUGGCGGGGGACGGCUAAUAGAGGCUAAGAUUCGAUAUUCGAUUGUACUCUCUCCCAAAAGUCGAGCCGGAGAAAAGGAUGACGAUGUUUUUCUGAGGGAGGCCCGGCGUCAAACUUCUCAAGAUGGCACCCCGCGAACUGGGUGA